Messenger RNA from Chaetomium fimeti, 1275 nucleotides. RefSeq names its product aminotransferase. NCBI's taxonomy places the organism in Eukaryota, Fungi, Ascomycota, Sordariomycetes, Sordariales, Chaetomiaceae. Gene Ontology annotation, molecular function: branched-chain-amino-acid:2-oxoglutarate transaminase activity. Gene Ontology annotation, biological process: L-leucine biosynthetic process; L-valine biosynthetic process. The transcript is spliced from 3 exons. Gene Ontology annotation, cellular component: mitochondrion. The record is from RefSeq and is a predicted model, not a curated record. Bases 1 to 1275 code for a protein of 424 amino acids.
AUGGGAGACCGCCCACCCAAGAGCGGAAACCUCCGGCACAGCGAACCGGAAUCUCGGUAUUGCAGGAACAGAAUUUCCAACGGCAAGACCAACGGGCACACCAACGGAGCCACCGGCCACAUCAACGGCAACGGCACCAGCACCCUCCCGGGCCUGGACGCCUCCAAGCUGACCAUCACCCGGGCCGACCCCACCGCCCGCGCCGUCCCGGACGAGGUCGCCGCCUGCGCCGGAAACGAGACCAUCUGCACCGACCACAUGAUCACCGUCAGCUGGAACGCCGCCACGGGCUGGGCCACGCCCGAGCUCAAGCCCUACGGCCCCCUCUCCCUCCUACCCACCGCCUCCGUCCUGCACUACGCAACGGAAUGCUUCGAGGGGCUCAAGGCCUACCGCGGCCACGACGGUGGGCUCCGCCUCUUCCGGCCGGACCUCAACGCCAAGCGCAUGCUCAUGUCAACCCUACGCAUCUCCCUGCCGGGCUUCUCCCCGGCCGAGCUCGAGAAGCUCAUCCUCACGCUGAUGGCGGUGGACGGGCCCAAGUGGCUGCCGCGCAGCCGGCCCGGGUCCUACCUGUACCUGCGGCCGGCCGUGAUCGGCACGCAGCCGCAGCUGGGCGUGCAGGCGCCCAAGGAGGCCCUGCUCUUCAUCACGGCGUCCUUCAUGCCGCGCAUGGACGCCCCCGUGGGCGGGAUGCGCCUGCACACUAACCCCGAGGACAUGAUCCGCGCCUGGGUCGGCGGGUUCGGGUAUGCCAAGGUCGGUGCCAACUACGGGCCCAGUCUGCUCGCCACCAACGAGGCCCGCUCGCGCGGGUUCGGCCAGAUCUUGUGGUUGUAUGGGCCUGAGGGCUACUGCACUGAGGCGGGUGCAAGCAACUUCUUCGUCGUGUGGCGGACGCGUGAGGGGGCCCUGGAGAUGGUGACGGCGCCGUUGGACGACAAGCUGAUCCUAGACGGUGUGACGCGCCGGAGUGUGGUGGAGCUGGCGCGGGAGCGGUUGAAGGGCGAGGUGGAGGUUGUGGAGAGGAAGUACACCAUUGAUGAGGUGAUCGAGGCGGAUAAGGAGGGCAGGUUGAUUGAGUCUUUUGCGGCCGGCACAGCGUUCUUCAUCUGCCCCGUCUCGCAGAUCCGCCACCGCGAGCACGACAUCCACAUCCCCAUGGCCAAGGGCGAGAGCGGCCAGUACACGGCCAAGAUCAAGGGCUGGAUGACCGACAUCAUGUACGGCAACGAGCAACAUCCCUGGGGCGUCGUGGUCGAGGAGCAGCAGUAA